Messenger RNA from Camellia sinensis, 7633 nucleotides. RefSeq names its product protein SWOLLEN 1-like. Lineage: Eukaryota; Viridiplantae; Streptophyta; Magnoliopsida; Ericales; Theaceae. The record is from RefSeq and is a predicted model, not a curated record.
AUCACCCCCCCCCCCCUCUCUCUCUCUCUCUCUCUCUCUCCCUCCCUCUCUGUAUCUAUCGAUAUAGCAAUCUAUUAUCUUCCUCUAGUUUUCGUAUCUGAUGAUUCACCGGAAACCUAAUUAGUACGGCGACUUUGUAUACAGGGUGGUUUGAUCGUGUACUAGGGUUUACUUGGAAGUUUGAGUUCGAAACCCUACGGUUGUUAUGAAGGAGCGGGUGACUGUACGAUCGAGGUUGUGUUGAUAAACGGUCAGGAUUUCGUCUCCGGAUGGAGGGAGGUAGCGUCUCUAGACUUUCUUCUUCUGGGUACACCGAUGGAUUAUGAUGACAAUGAUUUUCAAGGCCAUAAUCUUCAGUUAGCUGGUGAAGGGAGCUCCAAAUUUUCUCCUGUUCUGCGUCCAUAUGCUCUUCCUAAGUUUGAUUUUGAUGAUGGCCUUCAGGGGCACCUAAGGUUUGAUAGCUUGGUUGAAAACGAAGUUUUUCUCGGCAUACCAAGUCAAGAAGACAAUCAGUGGAUUGAGGAUUUCUCUCGGGGAAGUAGUGGAAUAGAGUUUAGUUCAAGUGCUACAGAAUCUUGCUCCAUUUCCAGGCAUAACAAUGUUUGGUCCGAGGCGACAUCUUCCGAAUCUGUUGAAAUGCUAUUAAAAUCUGUUGGGCAGGAGGAGAUGGUCCCUGAAGAAACUAUCUUUGAGGAAUCAGAUGCUUGUGAUGAAUUGGGUGGCUUAACUGAGCGAAUGGAGCCUCAUUUGACGCAAGAUGACAAAGUGAAAGAUGUUCUGGAUUCAGAACCUGCAUUACCAUCGGAUGAGUUUCUGGAACAUAUUUCUAGCUUGAAUGAUGUUGAAGGUACUUCACAAACUCAAGAGGUUGAAAUGUCUACUCAUGGAAGUUCACGUGGGUUAGAUCCAAUUGCUUCUAGUGAACAGUGUGAAAUAAUUGUGACUGAGAAUACUCCAGUAGUCCAUGGAAUAUGUGAUGAUGCGCAUCAAGCUGAAGUUGAUACUUCAGUAAAUGAAUCUCUUGAUAAUAAAAUGCAAAAAGAUCCUUCUGAUUCAGGGAUGCAAAUUGAUGAUAUAGGCUCCUCUUCACAGGAAAUUGCUGCAAGUGUUCAGGUUUUGAACACUCCAGAACCUGAGCAUCAGGUAAGUGAUGUUAGUUUUGAGAAAGCAAAUUGUUUAUUCAAAGACACUGUUAAGGCAGUGGAUGAAUACCAUGUUCUUAGUAAGGAAAACGAUGUGGAUGAUCAAAUUUUGGAGGGAAUUGCAUUUGAAACUGGCACUCACAAGUUGGAGAACCAACCUUCUUCUUCAAAGGAAGGAUCUAUAGAACGCCAUGCAGUUGAAACUGGUAUCAGUAGUUUUGAGAAAGCAAAUUGUUUAUUCAAAGACACUGUUAAGGCAGUGGAUGAAUACCAUGUUCUUAGUAAGGAAAAUGAUGUGGAUGAUCAAAUUUUGGUGGGAAUUGCAUUUGAAACUGGCACUCACAAGUUGGAGAACCAACCUUCUUCGAAGGAAGGAUCUAUAGAACACCAUGCAGUUGAAACUGGUAUCAGUAGUUUUGGGGAACCUUCCAGUUUGCCACUGAAGGGUGAUGGCGACCUACAGAUAGCUGAAGAAUGCAGUGAGGACCCGUGUUCUACAGGCCCUGCCAGCAAAUGCGAUCCUUUGGAUUUGUCCAAUGGCACAGAGAUUAAUCGGCAGUUUCGGGAAAAUAUGCAUGAGGACUUACCUGAAGUCUUUGAAGGUGAUAGUAAUCUCGAAGGGCAUACCAUUGAGGUAAGCAACAUGAAAGCUGGCAUUUGUGCCGGUUCAGAGCUGAAGAGUGAUCGGGCAACACAUGGAGAGAAUAGUUUUGUUGAGAGAAAAGUCUGUUUUCAGGGAAGUGAUCACCAAUUAGAUAGUGAGGCUUCGGUCAGUAAUUCUGAGGCAUCUUUGUUGUCUGGGGUAGACAAUACUGUAGCAUGCUCUUCAACUGAAUUGCUUGGAGAAAAACACGCAGUUGAUAAUUUGAAAGGUGUGGAUGAUGCUUCUGGAGUCCAUAAAGGGGACUCGAAUGCUGAAGAUCAUGCCUCAUCUCCCAUGGUAGCUGGAUCAAUGCAAACAUGUGAAAAAAAUCUUGCCACAAACCCAAAUGAUGUGCAGUAUAGCCAAGAUAUUUUUCUCAAUGAGAAAGUGAAUGCCAAGUUGCAUAACAAUUCUAGUAAUAUGGUUUGUGAGAUUGUUGAAUCUCUCAGCAGUGAUAAGAUGGUUGAACCCUCAUCACAAGGAGAAAUUGUGAAAGUAAACACUGAGGUAGUUCAUGGAUCAGAGUAUGUUACUAGUACUGCCGGGAGUGAACCAGCUUUAAAUGCUACUUUUGAAAAGACAAAUUUGGCAUCACAUGACACGGUGGGUGGUGUUCCCUUGCUUUCGGAGACUGUUGCUAUUGUAGAUCAAGUUAUUGAUCACCUGGAUAAAAACAAAAAGACUGAAGAUGAUGGUCUAACAGAAGCAACUUUAUUGUCCUUGAAGGAGAGUUCAGAAGGGGUAAUUGAGCUUGGUCCUGUUUUGGAACUUGAAAAAGGUGCAUCUGAUAGUUCUGCUUGGAAAUUGGCACAUGUUGAUCCAUCAUUGCCAACUGUGGAGACUUGCAAUUCAGCACGCCAGAGUGAACAAUCAGUCGAAUCGCUUCACACGAGCAUUGGUCAGUCAAUGACAAUGGUGGAGACUUCUAAUAUAGCAAGUGGGAGUGAACAGGCAGUGAAGGCCAAUGAAAGUAGUGACAACUCUUCUAAUAAGUUGGAAGUUGGCCCUAUCCUUCGUGAUUCAGCAAUAAAAGAGGUUGGUGGUCCUGAAGGACUUGUUCCUGGGAACCACGAGGAAGCAGCUGUGAAGAGAAAUUGUGAAGUGACAUCCUCAGAAGUUGCAGGUCUGCGCUUGAUUGAUGCUUUGAUUUUUCCCCCCUCAGAUGCAGUACUAGUUGCAAAGAAGAGUGAGGUGCUCAGAAAACCUACAUUCAAAACCUUGUCAGAAGUGCCCAACAAUAUGGGCCAAAAUGAUCAUGAGGGUAAUGAAGCUGUCAUGGUAUCUCAAGUUAUUACUAGUGUGAAAACUGCUCCUAGCAGUGAAGGUGGAGGCGGUUCUACAGAUUCUGUUAAACCUAAUUGUGCUACACCAACUGUCAUUAGUUGCACAGUGCUUUCUCAAACUGAAAAGGACAAGAAAGAGGGAGUCAAGGGGUCCAUGGGCAAGAUCAUUCCACUCUUUGAGGUCACUGUUCCGUCAAUUUCCCAAAAUGUAAGCGAGAAUGAUGCUGGCAAAGAUGAGAGGAGCUUCAGCUUUGAGGUCCAUCCAUCAGCAGGUCAAUCUGAAAGAGAGACCAGCAAGGAUGGGCAAUCAACUACAACCAUCCAAGCAUGCAAAAUACCCACAACUCUGAAGGGAUCUCCUUCAACACCUAGCAUAGGUCAAACAGAUUCUACGAUGGUAUUGGAGCUUUCUCGUGGAAGUUCUCAACCACCUGAUGGGAAGUUUGCACGUGGAGGUUCCAAAGGUACCCCUGAGCGUAAAACAAGGCGAGCAUCUGGUAGGGCAACAGGGAAAGAAAAUGCUAAAAAAGGAAAGGAAACAACUGCUGUGAGGCUGUCUGAAAGAGGAGAUAAGUCAGGCAGUUUGUCUGGAAGCCCCGCUAGGACUGGUCAGGUUGUGCAGUUUGAAGGGUUGAAGCCUUAUGGGAAUGUUGGUGUUGUUUCUAUUCCCACGUGCAAUUUGCCAGAUUUGAACUCUUCAGCUUUGCCAUCGCCAUUGUUUCAACAGCCUUUCACAGAUGUACAGCAAGUGCAAUUGCGAGCACAGAUCUUUGUUUAUGGAUCUCUGAUACAAGGAGCAGCACCUGAUGAGCCAUGUAUGGUUUCAGCCUUUGGAGCAUCUGAUGGCGGGAGGAGUGUUUGGGAGCCUGUUUGGCGCUUUUGUGUGGAAAGACAGAAAUCCCAUCCCAACAAAUCCGAAACCCCUGUGCAACCACAUUCAGGUGCUAAGACUCCUGAUCAAUCAAUUAAACGAGGUGCACAUCAAAGUAAAGUGGUUCCUUCACCACUUGGUCAAGCAAGUAGCAGGGGUACCCCUUCACCAGUUAAUUCUAUGAUGCCUCUUUCUUCACCGCUUUGGAAUAUAUCAACUACCUCUGAUGGUUUGCAGUCCAGUGGCAUGCCAAGAACUGGUCUUCUUGAUUACCGUCAAACACUUCCUUCCUUGCUUCCAUUUCAAACUCCACCUGCACGUAGUUUUGUUGGACAUAACGCUUCUUGGCUAUCUCAGGCACCUUUUCCUGGUCCCUGGGUUGCUUCUCCACAGACUUCUGCCUUUGAUGCCAGUGCUCAGUUCUCUGUUUUGCCUAUGGCAGAUACAGUGAAAUUAGCCCCUGUUAAAGAAUUAUCUGCUCCUUUUUCCUCUGGAACAAAGCAUGCAUCUCCUAGUACCAUGGUUCAUAGCUUGGGUCCGAAUGUUCUUUCAGGGACUUCUUCAUUGCCUGACAUGAAAAAGAUGAACGCAUUGCCUGGUCAGAAUUCCACUACUCUUAAGGCCAGAAAAAGGAAAAAGGUUACUAUUUCUGAGGAUCUUGGCCAGAUCUCUUUUCCAACUCAAACUUGGACAGAGUCAGUAUGUGCUCCUGUUGUUACUAGUCAUUUGUCUACAUCAGUCAUCGUCUCAACGCCAGAUUGCUUUGUAUCUAAAGGAAAUGCUAGUAAGAUUGUCACAGCUGUAUCUCCUACAUCUUCCACUGAUCACCCAAAAAGAGAACAUAAUGCAGAGCAGAAGGUUAUAGUAUCAGAGGAGACUUUUAGUCAAGUUGAGGAGGCUAAACAGCAGGCGGAGGCUGCAGCUGCUCUCGCUGCUGCUGCAGUUAGUCAUAGUCAAAGAGUGUGGAAUCAGUUGGAUAAGCCGAAGAAUUCUGGAUUGAUUCCAGAUAUUGAAGCUAAGUUAGCUUCUGCGGCUGUUGCAGUAGCAGCAGCUGCUUCUGUUGCAAAGGCAGCAGCUGCAGCUGCUAAGCUGGCAUCAAAUGCUGCACUGCAAGCAAAAUUGAUGGCAGAUGAAGCAUUGACCUCUAGUGAAACAAACAAUCCUGCUCAGAGUAAUGCAGCUUCUCUUUCUGACAUGAACAAUUUGGGAAAGGCUACUCCUGCUUCCAUUUUGAGAGGAGGGGAUGGGAGCAACUUUUCUAGUUCCAUUAUAGUUGCUGCUAGAGAAGCUGCUAAGAGGAGGGUUGAAGCUGCUUCAGCUGCCUCAAAACAUGCUGAAAACUUGGAUGCCAUAGUAAAAGCUGCAGAGCUGGCGGCAGAAGCCGUUUCACAAGCAGGAAAAAUUGUUGCUAUGGGUGAUUCUUUGCCUUUGAAUGAGUUAGUAGAAGCUGGUCCGGAGGGCUACUGGAGAGUUCCACAAGUGCAUUCUGAGCAGGGUGUUACAUUGAAUAACGAUAAUAGAGAACGUUCUAAAGCAGAUAGCAUUGGAGAAGGUCUUAAUGUUUUUGGUAGACGUGCCAAGGAUGGACGAUUAGAGGAGGCAAAGACUACAAGCCAUGGUUUGCCACCUCUUUCAAGAGAGGUUUGCAGGGAGGAUCAUACAAGGGCAGUGAAUGGCAUCUCAAGUUCCUUUACAACCAGUGAAAAAGAUUCAAGAGGGCAAAGGAGUCGUAGAGCUUCUGACUUGGCCAAAACCAUAGGGGUUGUUCCUGAAUCUGAGAUUGGAUCUAGAUCUGCUUCUAUCACAGCUCAGGAUAAGUAUGAGAAGGGAGUAGGGACUUCAAAGGAGAACAGCAUCAAGGAAGGUUGCUUGGUUGAGGUUUGUAAAGAUAGUGAUCAGUUUAAAACAACCUGGUUCUCGGCCAAUGUUUUGAGUUUGAAGGAUGGAAAAGCUUUUGUUUGUUACACUCAACUCCAAUCAGAUGAAGGUUCAGGGCAGCUAAAGGAAUGGGUAGCACUUGAAGGUGAAGCCAGCAAUGCACCCAGAAUACGCAUUGCCCAUCCUAUGACCACCAUGCGUUUUGAAGGAACUAGGAAGAGACGCAGAGCGGCCGUGGGUGAUUAUGUGUGGUCUGUUGGAGAUAGAGUUGAUGUAUGGAUACAAGAUUGCUGGCGAGAGGGAGUUGUCACAGAAAAGAACAAUAAGGAUGAUACUACAUUAACCGUCCGUUUUCCAGCUGAAGGGCAAACAUCAGUUGUUAAAGUGUGGCAUCUACGGCCAACACUAGUUUGGAAGGACGGAGAGUGGAUUGAAUGGUCCAGUUCAAGAGAAAAGGACCCUUCUUCUCAGGGUGAUACACCACAGGAAAAGCGAUUGAAGUUGGGCAUUCCUGCAAUAGAAAGGCAAAGAGAAGGUAAAAAUGUCAAAAAUAUUGAACUUGUGGAAUCUGGGAAAUCAGUAAAGUCACGGUUACUGCCAUUAUCUGCCAAUGAAAAAAUAUUUAAUGUUGGUAAGAACACUGGACGUGAGAAUAAGCCAAACGCUCUUAGAACAGCACGGACUGGUCUGCAGAAAGAAGGGUCAAGAGUGAUUUUUGGUGUUCCUAAACCUGGAAAGAAAAGGAAAUUUAUGGAAGUAAGCAAGCAUUAUGUUGCAGAGAGCAGCAGUAAAAUUAAUGAAUCAAAUGAUUCAGCUAAAUUUGCAAAAUAUUUGAUGCCUCAGGGAUCGCGAUCUCGUGGAUCAAAGAAUACUAAAAUUGAUGACAAGGAGAAGCAGGCAGCUGAAUCCAAGACUAAGGUUCUUAAGUCUGGAAAAUCACAGAGUGUUUCAGGUAGAACCCUAGCUGAGAAGGAUAAGUUUUCGACCUCUGCACUAUCUGCUCAAAAUGAUGCCUCUUCAGUGGAUCAUAUGAUCAAGGAUUCUGUUAGUACUGACGAUAAUGAAUUGGGACAACAGAGCCUGAUGGAAUUUGGAUCAUUCUCAAACACCGAAGGGGCUGCAGAAGGUCCAGUCUUGUUUUCUUCACUUGCUCUUCCGUCUGAUGCUCCUUCGAAGAAAACGUCCACGUCAAAUGCCAAAUCUGAGCGGGUGAAUAGAGGAAAAGUUGCACCCUCUAGCGGAAAGUUGGCUAAAGUUGAGGUGACGGACAAAGUUAACAAUGCUAACCCAGGAAAGUCAAAUCUUGAAGGUGUGGAGCCACGUAGAUCAAAUCGCAGAAUUCAACCAACAUCAAGGUUAUUAGAAGGUUUGCAGAGCUCCCUGAUAAUCUCGAAGAUUCCGUUGCUGUUUCACAUGACAAAAGUCACCGAAACCAGAACAGGGGUACUACUUCUAAAGGAAAUAACCAUGGUUGACUGGAGAUUCCAAAAUGAUGGGUAUCAGAACCAAAGAGAUUCCAUGGAUGUUGGAUGACCAGAAGACCUAGCAGAGUGCCUGUGUAUAUUUAUAGUAGAAGAAGAAACUAGGAAUGGAAAUUCUCGCUUCCUGAAGGUUCAGCUGUGUAAAAUUUAGUUUGUAGAGAUGUUCAUAUUGAUUUUAGUUACAUGCACAACUAUGAUUGUGAUCUCUACCUAGGAUUCACUGUAAUAGGGGUCUGUAGAUGGUAAAUUCUCCUUGUAGUUUGAUUAAAAUUGCAGAAUGUUUCUCAGACGCUUCAAUUGAUGAGUAGCUUUGAUGGGGUCGUGUUUUUUAAUUA